AUGGACACAGGUGACGUGGUGAGUACGACCGGCACAGCCGUUUACCACCAUCCAGGCACAAAAAACGAGACACGACCGACUGCUCUCGACGAUCCGGCCGCGAUGCGAUACAUUCAGUGCCUCCGACGCACGAACCCAUGCGAUGUCUGGAGUCUCACCAGACGGACAGUCGUGCUCACAAAAGAGGCGGCUGGUGCAUGUCAAGAGUUCCAAGACGAGACGUAA
This is a messenger RNA of Peronospora matthiolae, 225 nucleotides long. The record is from the annotation of a GenBank genome assembly. Lineage: Eukaryota; Oomycota; Peronosporomycetes; Peronosporales; Peronosporaceae.